CUCUACUUCCUUAGCUAGUAGCUACUGUACUGAAAAAAUAGUGGGGAACAACAUGUGGAAGUCACAUUAAUCGACUUUGCAAGACAUUGCAUGAUAUUAAUUUUUUCAAGAGGUUCAAAGUGUGAAUAGUACUGUACGUUGGAUUUUAACGUAAGCUCACCGAUGCAGGUUAGCUUAACUGACAAUUUAGCAUCGGCAUGUUGGUUAGCCUCAGAAACAUCUAACGUAACUGCUCAGCAGAUAGGAACUGAGUUAACUUUGUUUUAAUAGAGAAUAAGUUUUCCUCUUCUAACUAAAUCUCACAUUGAUAUAGUUAAUAUAAUAUGCGUAGCUUUGUUGGUGGUUACGUUUCUUCAAAACAAUGCUGAGAAAGUUAACUAACUAGCUAGUGAGUUAGCCUCAAAUUACAGUAACACCUAUUCUCAUACAGCUGUAGAAUAAAGUUAUCGUUAACUGGAGUCUAAAAGAUCAAUUAACAGUACUAACAUUGGUGUAUUAGUGUGUGUCCAUCCGUAAUGACUUUCUGUCAACUGUUACAGCUACAUAGCAAUUAGCUCCACACCUGAAACGAUUACUCCAUUAAGUGAUUAGUUGAUCGACAGGAAAUUAAUUGGCAGAUAUUUUUAGAAUCGUAUAAUAGUUUAAGUCAUUUUUCAAGCAAAAAAUACCAAUGCAUGUUCCAGCUUAUCAAAUGUGGAAGUCAUACACUGAGCAUCAGAGCAAGUGAUCAAAGGCAGCUGUCUCACCCGAGUCUAACUGCUGGGCUGAUUAUGGAUGACUUGGAAAGAGAGCUAGGGCCUCUUGAAGAUUUAGAGGACAAUGAUUCCUCAGACGAUGACUCUUCAAAAAGAGGAAACAAAUCAAAGCUCCCUCUGGUUAACCCCAUGUGUGUAGAGACACCUAAGGAAACUGGGUUUCACCAGAGUACCAGAAUCUGUCUGGAGCAGAUCAGAGAAGCCUUGCUGCAUCACAGAUGGCAAGAGGCAGCAGAAUAUAUGGCAUGUUAUGCACAAAUGUUGGACGACCCAACUAAUGGCACAGCUCAGCAGUAUAAGGAGCUUAUUUGGAGAAUCAGCGCUGAGAUCCUUCACCAUCACCCCAACUCAAAGAUGGAAGACUACAACAACAUCUAUGAACGAAUGAAACACUCAGGAGUUAGACAUUACCUGUUGAUCUGUCUGGAACAUUCGUUCCACCUGCUGCUUAAUGGUCACAUCGAGGAUGCAAAGCGUCAGCUGUCCGCCGCUGAAGGUUGGAGGCAUGGGAAGGAGUCAGCAGCUCAGGAUCAGAGGACUAAACUGAUCCAGGCCUACAGGAGUUUACUGGAUUACAUCAUCUGGUGUGACAAAAAGUUUACACACUCCAACAGCGAUAAUGCCAACUCUGAUGACAACCAUGGCAUGCACAACUACUUUAGACAGGCCUCUGUGAAUCUAAAAGAGAUUUUGAAAAAGCCUGGUGUCUGGGAUCCCUUCAUAUUAUGUUACGUUGAGAUGCUGGAGUUCUACGAUGAUCAUGAGGAGGCUUUGAAAGUCCUGAAUGACUACGCUUAUGACAGCAAUUUCCCACCCAAUCCCAACGCGCAUGUCUAUCUGUACCAGUACUUAAAGCGGCACAAUACUUCGGAGAGGAAACUAAUGAAAGUAUUGAAGGUCCUCCAAGUAUUAGUCCCAAGCCAUGAGUUGAUGUUGGAGUACAGCUCUCUCCUGCUUCACUCAGAGAAAAAAAGUGACCUCCAGAAAGCUUUAGGAGUUGUUCUAGAAAUGCUGGACUUCGCCUGCUGGAGGAGCAAUCUGGACGCGUGGAAACGUUUAAAGGCCAUUAUUCAAAAAUUACAGUUACAAGAAGACUGGAAGAACGUUGUCUCUGGAAAAAUGGCUGCAAGAAAAGACUGGUGGCCGGCGCUGCAUUUCACAAGCUUCCACGCCAGUAAAGACUCGGAGGAGAACCCAGAGCUCAUGGAAGUGAAGGCAUCACUGACAAAAAUCCUUUGCCCAGACCUAAUGCUGAAGUACACAGCUGGACAGGGAACCAGUGGAGAGUAGGCUUGAACUCACAGAGGAUAUUUGUGUCUUCACAAUCAAGAACAGGGCUGAGAUGCUGUCGGGAAACAAAGGGAAAAACCCCGGCAAAGGCGUCAUGAGGAAGAGCAAGAGUCUUCACAAAUACACUUUUUACAUGAAGUUUAUUUCAACAAGAUUUCUUUUCUUUUGUGUGUUAAAAUAUAUUUAAUUCAGUUUCAGUGAAACACAGAUGUGUGUUCCCAAGGUCAAAACUGAACCUCCAUAUUUUUAUUUUCUUUUUUAAACAUUGUUCCUUCAUGUUUGGUAAAUUGCGCCUUGAGCUUUAUUAUCAAAGCACAGGCUAGACUGUCCACUAUGUGGAGCUGCUGUUCUGUAGUUUAGCAGUGAGUAUCUGGAGGGUACGAGUAUCUCAUUUUCACAGAAACUGAGUAGUUUUGAAUGUCAGUGUUCAUGUUGGUUUCAUGGUUUCUGUAAACAUUUUAAUGGGGUCUUAUUUUGCCCUCAGCUGACCUUUGACCGCUGUACAGGGGGUCACAAGUGAGUGUACCCCACACAUCUCUCUGUCAGAUCUAUUGUCACGUCAGAAUAAUCAGCACAGACCUUUCAGCAACAUGAUGUCCAGAGGUUUAAGUAAGUGGGACAGACCAUUGACAGGUGGUUGCUGCUAAUAGCUUUAAAAUAUAGAAAUGUUUUCUCUAGUAUUACUAGUAUUACUUUUCCCUGAGGUUCCUUCAGUAAAAGAUCGUACUAGAUAUGUGCUAUGUCCAUCACUGUUGAGCUUGAUUUUCACAAAGUUCUGACAUUUCAGUGUGCCUUGUAGUAAAGAGGCAUGUAUAUUUUAAUGACAUCUAUUCAAUUUAUGUAGAAAAGAGAGAUUUCUGUCCUAAGAAUGUUUCUAGUGGCAUGACAGGAUCCUGGCCUGUGCUUACUCUCCUUUUGGACCGAACCAUGAAAUAAAGUCUUGCAUCCAGCAGCAUGCCAAUUUAAUAAGUGGAAGUGUUUGUAAUGAUUCUGUUUCGGCUUGCUACAAUGUUGGCCAUGCAGCAACUCAGUCAGCCGUACUGUAUGUGUGUGUUGCUUUGCAGUCAUUACAUAAACCAAAGCCCAAAGCACUUGCCCAACCACAUGAGCAGCUGCAGAAGGGAUCUGGGAAUACGUAACACAUGUCGUUUGAAAAUUCAAAACUCAGGGAGCGGUGAAGAUGGUGGAGUUAGGAGCUGGUCACUGCUUUGGAUUGUGUCCUGGUUGUGACCUUUUUUUCCCCCAGGGCUUUGAAUUUUUAAAAUCGCCUUCACAGAUGUUCACAGUUAAGGCAGUCAUUGCACUGUUCCCUCUGUCAUGGAGUGGCUCUGUUGGGAGUAUGGUUUCGUCCUCAAGGGCACCUUGACAGUUUAGAGCAAAUUUUAUUUGUCCAGGGAUUCAAAAUGGAGACACUCCUGUCUCAGGUCCUCUUGUGCUCUAACCCACUCAAAGGUCACUCAGCAAAGGAUCUUCUUGGGCAACUGUAAUUUGCUGUUCUUCACCAGAUCACUUGAGAUUUUGAAAUUGAACAAUUUGAUUCUUUUCUCACCAAAUCUGUCAACAAAGACCUUGCUGGUUUGGGUUUUAAUUUCUCCCUGACCGUAGCAGUCGGACCAACUGGAGAACAGUCCAGCCUCAGAGGUAGAUGUAAUCACCUUUUAGGAAUCAUCAAGACACACAAACAACAAAAAGUGUCCCUGAUGGAGCCAUCGGCUUGCUGUACUGCAGCAGGAGUCUGGGGAAGGGUGUCCUCGCUGUUAACAAGACUGUGACUAGAAAUUUGCCAAGACACCGAGGUAGUAAAGGGUAAUAUGGAUAAAGUACAGUACAUGUAAUUGUAUGUCGUGAUAUAAUCAGUAUAAGUUGAGAUAUCACAAAUAGUUUAUUAAUUAAAAGAUACACAUAGUGCUUAAUUUAGAAUGAAUAUUUAUUAUAGUAAGUCAACUGAACUUAUUGUGUUUUUUGAAGGAAAUAAAUGUGUCUGUGUGUACAGGGUAUGAACGUAUCUAAAGGGAGAAAGUAGUUUGUAGUUCAGUAUAUUAAUAAUGCAUACAAUAAUUCAGAUUAGAGCCUGAUAAAAUGUUGGCGUGUCUGAUAUUGUUCCGUUUCACCUUAUGACAGAUACUGGAUAUCAAAAUUGGUGUGUGAGUGUUUGUUUAUGUUAACUUGUUUAUGCUAAUAUCAGUCUAAUAUGGAAUAUUAGCCAAUGUACGUUAUCGUUUUUUUCUAAAUAAAUAGUUUGACAUUUUUGGAAAUGUG
Messenger RNA from Siniperca chuatsi (mandarin fish), 4304 nucleotides. RefSeq names its product TATA box binding protein (TBP)-associated factor, RNA polymerase I, A (gene taf1a). The record is from RefSeq and is a predicted model, not a curated record. Gene Ontology annotation, cellular component: RNA polymerase I transcription regulator complex. The coding region runs from base 675 to 2045 and encodes 456 amino acids. NCBI's taxonomy places the organism in Eukaryota, Metazoa, Chordata, Actinopteri, Centrarchiformes, Sinipercidae. The transcript is spliced from 11 exons. Gene Ontology annotation, biological process: transcription by RNA polymerase I.